AUGGCAACGACCACAACACUGUUCCGAGUGUUCUUGCGCCGUCAAACACUCGGAGCCCAAGGAUUGCGAAAUCGCUUGGCACAGCAGCAACAGCGCCGCGCCAACUCCAGUUCCGAAGUACCCAAGCCGAAGAGGGCAGAGGAUCCUAUUCCCGUGCCAAACACCAUCACCACAAUUCCGUUAUGGCAGCGUCUCGGGCCCUUGACCCGCGCCGGGGAGGGUUAUGCCCGAGCCCAGCGCAAGAGGCCUCUGACGACGCAGUUCAUCAGCUCCUUGGUCAUCUAUUUUUGCGCCGACCUCUCGGCCCAGAACAUGAGCGGCAACGACUACAACCCAGAACGGACGAUGCGCUCCCUGAUCAUUGGCGCCAUUUCUUCUAUUCCCAGUUAUAAAUGGUUCAUCUUCCUCUCCCAGAACUUCAACUAUGCCUCGAGGCUCCUCUCGCUGGCCACAAAGGUCGUGGUGAACCAGGUGUGCUUCACACCCAUAUUCAACUCGUACUUCUUCGGCAUGCAGGCGUUCCUUGCUGGCGACAACUUCGACCAAAUCAUCGACCGCAUCCGACAAUGUGUGCCCGUGAGUAUUGUUAACUCGUGCAAGCUGUGGCCUGCCGUGACGGCCUUCAGCUUCUCUUUCAUCCCGAUGGAAUACCGCAGCGUCUUCUCGGGCGUGAUUGCUGUCGGAUGGCAGACCUAUCUGAGUUUCUUGAACAGACAGGCUGAGGUCGUCGAGGAGGCAGAGGAAGUACAAGAGAGAUCGCAUGCGGUGCCGGCCAUCGCUGCUCACGAAAAUCACAACCCUCAAAACCUACCCAACGCUGAGCCAUUGAGUGCUGGCCAGGACCGGCAACUCUUCUCUGCAAUGGCGUCCAUCUGCCUGCGAUCCUGCCGCGUGCAGUCCGCCCUCCGAUCCGCCAGAAAUCCUACCACCGUCCGCCCCAGACUCCCUAGCAACAUCCCCCGACGUCAUGCUUCUACUGGCACCGGCUCCUCGACGGAAUCCCAGGCCGGUUCGGGUCUGAAAACUGGCCUGUACAGCAUUGCCCUCGUCGGUUCCCUCUACGUCUCCUAUCUCUAUGUAACCGAUACGAGGGCCUCUAUCCACGCAUUGUCACCCAUGUUGAUGCGCUUUGCAUGGAGCGACGCCGAGGACGCUCACCACGCCGGCACUGGCAUGAUGAAAACUCUCUACGAUCUCGGCCUACACAUCCGCGAACGCGAUAGAACCCUCGUCGAACACCCUGCUCUGGCGACGGAAGUCUACGGAAUGAAACUGUCCAACCCCAUCGGUAUCAGCGCCGGCCUCGACAAGCACGCCGACAUUCCGGACGCCCUCUUCGCCCUCGGUGCCGGCAUCGUUGAGGUUGGUGGCUGCACGCCCCGCCCGCAGGACGGCAACCCUCGCCCGCGUGUCUUUCGCGUUCCCAGUCUCGACGGCAUGAUCAAUCGAUACGGUCUCAACUCGCGGGGUGCCGACAGCAUGGCCAUCACCCUGAGGGAGCGCGUGCGCAAGUUCGCUCGCAAGGUUGGCGCGACGGAGCAGGAGGUUCUGGACGGCGAGGCUGGUGUCCCUGCUGGCAGUUUGCUUCCCGGCAGAUUGCUGGCUGUGCAGAUUGCCAAGAACAAGGAGACGGACCAAAAAGAUGUCAAUGCCGUUGCUCAGGACUACGUUUACUGCGUGCAACGUCUUGCCAGGUAUGCCGAUAUCCUGGUGGUCAACGUGAGCAGCCCAAACACCCCUGGUCUCCGCGACUUGCAGGCCACCGAGCCUCUGACGAGGCUGUUGGGUGCCGUGGUUCAGGAGGCUCGCAAGGUCGACCGCAAGGUCGCCCCCAAGGUCAUGGUCAAGGUCUCCCCUGACGAGGAGGAGGAUGCCCAAAUUGAGGGUAUCGUCCAGGCUGUCUGCAGCAGCGGUGUCGACGGUGUCAUCGUGGGCAACACCACCAACCGUCGCACAGGCAUCGUUCCCCAAGGCGUCAAGCUUACUGUCAAGGAGCAGAAGGCGCUGCAGGAGACGGGUGGUUACUCGGGACCCGCCAUGUACAGCAGAACCCUGGAUCUGGUCGGAAGAUAUCGCAAGAAGCUCGAUGCCCAGACCCUCCAAACCGGCUCGGCCGAGGAGGCGGCUGCUAUUCCUGAUGUUGACGGCUCCCUCUCCGGCAAGCUUCACGAUUUGAUCGAGGGCAAGGAUACACCGAGAAAGGUCAUCUUCGCGACAGGCGGCAUUACAAAUGGAGAGCAGGCGCUCAAGAUCCUCAAUGCGGGCGCCAGCGUGGCCAUGGUGUACACUGGCUUGACGUACGGUGGACCGGGAACAAUUACAAAGAUAAAACGGGAGAUCAAGGACCAGGCGUAG
This is a messenger RNA of Colletotrichum paranaense, 2355 nucleotides long. RefSeq names its product dihydroorotate dehydrogenase. Gene Ontology annotation, molecular function: dihydroorotate dehydrogenase activity. The coding region runs from base 1 to 2355 and encodes 784 amino acids. The transcript is spliced from 3 exons. Gene Ontology annotation, biological process: 'de novo' pyrimidine nucleobase biosynthetic process; pyrimidine ribonucleotide biosynthetic process. The record is from RefSeq and is a predicted model, not a curated record. NCBI's taxonomy places the organism in Eukaryota, Fungi, Ascomycota, Sordariomycetes, Glomerellales, Glomerellaceae. Gene Ontology annotation, cellular component: mitochondrial inner membrane; cytoplasm.